AUUGGCGAUCGUCAACAAUAGCAGCGCAGCAGGAAAACAAAGCACACCUCUUUUCAUCGCAGUGCUGAUUGCUGCCGUGUUUCAAUUGCUUUUCCUUCACCUUCUCCAAUAGUGCAUCUGUUUGUGCGUACAGUGAAGAACAUAUCGAUAAGUUUUGAUAAGUGCGUGUCUCGUUAGUUUAAUUACACGGCGGGAAGAUUUCGCAGAACGGAAGCUACUGGUGCCUCUGUAUAGAGAUAAAGAAUGUAUUGAACGUGUGAGUACGGUUGUCGAACGCAUGACAAUCGUUUCGCUGGUGUGUGAGAGUAGAUAGUGAAACAGAAUACACCUUCAGUACGCGUCGUGAUCUACUACGGUAAAGUGUCGUGCAAUCGCGGCUGUGAAGCAGUGUUUUUUUUCCAGAUUCUAUGAGGACGCUGUCCAUUUCUGUGCGCUCCCUCCACUGUGCAGCGUUGUGUGCGUGGGCAAUGUCGAAGCGAGUGUGUACGGUGUAAUAGCAUCCAAGCAAGCUACGCUUUUAGUUGAAUGAUUGUAUUCCCCCGUGUUGCAAUGUCUGGCCAUCGCUCAUCUUCAGCAAAACCGAGCAGUGCGAAGAGCCAGUGCGUGCGUUGAAGUGGUGGUAGUGUGUGUUUCCGAAUGUCAUUUUGAUACAGCGAUCAGCUGGCCAACAUUCGUUUAAACAGCGCUGAACGAGGCGGGAGUCAAGGUACCGCGCAGUAUUGCCGUAGCGCAGCCCGUACCAGUUCUAGGUAGUGCAUGGAUUUAGUGUGUGGUGCGUUUAGCGUGCGAGCACCAACACACCUUUAAUAGGGUACGCACGUAGCCGUGUGCAGACGGAGUGCUGGACGAAAAUGGAUGUGGAAUCGGACGGCUCGGAACGAUGGGAGGAUUUUUUCGGAAGCAGCACCGACAUCGGCCCAUCGGUACUGGGUUACUUGGACACUCUGGCCAAUAACUUCAGCGAAGAAGCUAAACAACUAGUCGAAUCAUCCAACAACAAACCGCAACCCUCGGCCGCACUGGCAGCAACGGCGUCCGUGCUUCCACUGAAAAGGGUUGCUCAUGCGAUCCACAAGCACGAUCCAUUCGCCGCGACCGUGUUUAGCAGCAGCAGCAGCGGUAGUGUGCAAUCGCAGCGAACUGAUUGUGUGGUUGCUCCAGCUGGUGAAGCCACUCCCCGCAGCAACAACGUAUUCAGGUCAACUCCACCAGCCAGUUCCGAUUUGGUGAGCACGGGAAGGGCUAAAAAGUUCUCCGAUAAGUUCUUCAGUUUGGUGUCACCAAAUGUGCAACGCAUGGUGUCCCACACGACUGCGGACACGAGCGAACACAGUGGAUCUGUAGCACCGCCACCACAACCCUUCGUACGCAACCAUGUCCAGUCUGCCUCGUUCAGCGCCUCUAGUCGAAAGCCUUCCUCCGCUAAACACACGCCGGCCAAUAACGUACCAGUGCAUGUAAAUCAUCACAAGCAGCAGCUACCCUUGUCGAAAAACAUUGCCAAGCUUACGCAUGUGAACAGCAGUGAGUCGAUCGAACUCUUGAUUGAAUCCUCCCGGCCGAGGCCUUCCUACCUCCACAACCGGAGGGAAAAGUCCGGCUCGGAAGAUACUACCCCAAGGGCAGCAAUGGAAGAGGUGGCGCCGACCAGUGAAACUGUUGUGGUGGAUGGUAAUGGAAACAUAGCGAGUGAAAAGCUGGAAGAGCUACAGAACGUGUCCGCGCUGCAGCUAAAAAUACGAUCACUUACGGUAGACUUAGAAAAGGGCGAUCGCACGGAGGAGCAAGUGUCUGCCGAUGGAUCAGCGGACGGUAAUCCGCCGUCCGCUCCCGAAACCCCAGACACGCUGACGGAUAUGAGUGUGGCGUUGAGAAAUGAAGCCAACAUGGAGGACGCAUUUGUAGAGAAUUGUGCCGACCUGUCCGAGCAUCGGAAUACGGUGGUCGAGGCGUGCAAUUACUAUCCUAACCUUGGACGAGAUGUUCCGUACGGUUCGGACGAUCGACGGACGUUAGCCGAUGCGCGGGCCAAGCUGCUCGAUAGUAACAAACACUGUAAGGUGUCCGUUCCUAACUCACCCAUGCUGUCGACACGCGGCAAGUCAAUAGAAAACACCACGUCCACCUCGACGCCCAGUUUGGAUACGACGUAUAGUGGAUCGCCUUACUCGAGCAAAGCGUCCCUGCUGAUUCCACCGAAUACACCAGUGCUUAGCUCACGGCCACUGUCCGCUUCGUCGAUCUGUUCCUACUCAUCCAGUGCCAGCUCGACCGGUUCGGAGCACCAUCUCCCGGGUGGAAAAGGCGGGAGUGCACCGGGCUCGUAUCAGGCCAGUGUGGAGAGUUUGGCUGACCACAGCGAACCCGAGCAGAACAAGUGCCUCGGUGAGCUAGGGCCGGGCAUUAGCGUUGUCGCCGGUAUGACGAUGUGCGAACGCGCUGUACGAGAAAUUAUCGAUUCCGAGAGCAGCUACGUCAAGGAUCUUGGACAAGUUAUCAGAGGCUAUCUAGAGGACUGGAAAGAACGAGCCUGCCUGAAACACGAUCAACUGAAGGUUCUGUUUAGCAACAUUCAGGAAAUUUAUGAUUUCAACUUUAAGCUACUUAACCGACUUCGCGAAGCCAAGGGUGAUCCGGUUACAAUUUCCAACUGCUUCAUCGAUCUCCACGCGGAAUUCAGCUGCUACACAACGUACUGCACCCGCUAUCCGGAAGCCAUUUCGCUAUUAACGACGCUGCUACAGGCUACGCACACCAACGCGCUGCUUGUGUCCACACAGAAAAUGUUGAAGCACACACUCCCGCUCGGAUCUUACCUGCUGAAACCGGUGCAGCGGAUUCUAAAGUAUCAUCUACUGCUCGACAAUCUGCGCAAACACUGCAGCGAUCAGCAAGUGGCGUUGGCCCACGAGCUGAUGAAGAAGGUCGCGCACAACAUCGAUCAGGUGAAGACAAAGCUGGAUCAGGCGAGGCUUGUGAAGGAGCUGGCGGGCAUACUGGACGGUUGGCUCGGGCCCGACCUGUCCGUGCUGGGUGAUCUGUUACACGAGGGCCGGUUGAUGGAACACACCAAGCCGCGCAUUGUGCUGCUCUUCGAAACCAUGCUCAUCAUAGCGAAACCAAAGGAGGACAAAAGACUUCAAUUCCGUGCCUACAUCCCGUGCAAAAAUUUAAUGCUGGUGGAGCAUCUUCCGGGCGAACCGGCCAGCUUUCGGGUGAUCCCGUUCGAUGAUCCCAAGGGUGCGCUGCAGCUUACGACACGCAAUCGCGAGGAGAAGCGUCUCUGGACGCAACAGAUCAAGCAAGCGAUGCUGCAACACUACUCCGACAUACCAACCAGAGCGAAAGAAUUGGUCCUGCAGCUCGGCGAUGAAGAUGAACGUUUCACAGAUAAACAGUACUGGAAGCGACCAGCAAACAACUCACCCGUUCCGGAAUACCUCGAACGUCGUCAGCAGUUUCGUCGGAGUGAGAUGCGCAUGAGAUCGAAGAAAAAUCUUCUCAAAAAGGAUGCUGCCCCAACGCCCGUCAAUGGGUUGCUGUCCACGCCAUCGUUCCGAUCGUAUUCCAGCGAUCUGGAGAAUGUACCGGUAGCUCCUACGCCCAGCCCACACCACGAGGCGUCAGCGCUGGAAGAUUGUAAAUGUGAUGCUGUGAAGCGACAGCUGCAGGAAGAAAUGAAAACUCGACCUGUUGGAGUAGAUGCAGCGGCAGCGCCGAAAUCGUCUCCACCUCCAAAACCCGUUCGAAGCCGUUCCGAGACGCGAUGCGGACCUGCCGAUGACGAGGAGGAACGAUUGCUGAAGUCUCUGUACGAGCGGCGGAAGCUGUCGGCACCAACAAAGCGUGGAACGAAGGUAAAGGAGAGCUUUGCCAGCAUUCGGUCGUACAACAGCACCAUGAUACCGAAGCGGAUAAGCGAAAUGAGGAAACGGCGACCGAAAACUGUAACGAGCAGCUCUACGUUCUAUACAGAUCUAGAGGUUAGCAGUGAAACGACCGCCCCGACGGACCAAGAAGCACCAGAACCUUCGCACGAUGGCAAGCAGGAGGAAGCAUUGGAGAGCGAUGCAAAGGAAUCCGCCGUUGUCGGUGAAGGGCGUCAAUCCGUCACCUCGUCGUCUGCAGCGCCAGCUGAUGGAGAGGGCAAUGAAUACAAAAAGGAUUCGGAAAUCAUAUCGCAACUCAUCCUGGAUGUCGAGCAGUUCAAUAAGGUCCUGAACAAACCGGUGGCGAAAAAGAAGUCCUUCGAUGCGUCCAGCUGUACCCGUCCGACGGGACUGUUAAAUCCUGACCGGAAGCCUGAGCCUCCCAAUACGGAACCCCCUUGCGAUGAAGAAGUGGGCAUGGAUGAUGCGCCCGGCGAUGGAAACAGUACCUCCCACAGUGCCGAGUCGGAACCGAUCUAUGAAUCGCUACUCCGUAACGUACACGUGCCGUACAAGUACGCUCCGGCGGCUUUGGCGGCCAGACAUUCGCUGCCGUGUGGCGAAGGUGGUAACUGUAACGGUUUGGUGGCUACCAGCACUGUCGGUGGGACAGUUGCUUUCCAAAAAACUGCCGAUGAUCUCCUAGUGAGAAGAACGCGCCCAGAAUCGGACUACGUCACCUUGGCGUACUCGGAGCUCGGUCUGCUAGAGAGUAUCGUGGAAGCGGACGCAAGAAGCUUGCAGGUGAAAUCAUCCGCCCAACACAAAACACCACAGCUGCUCCGGAACAGUGACACCAACAUAAGCUACCAUCGGGACACAGGUAGCCACGGGAAGGAAUCGGACGAGGAGGGAAAACCAGCUUCGCCGGCAGUUCGCAGUUCACCGACCUCCGGUUGCCCCGCGGGUGGCGUUGUUGGACUGCCGGAAGAAACCACCUCCCUGAAGCAAGCGUUCCUCGAACGACAGGGCAGUCUGAGCAUGAAGUCGACGGCACAGAAAAGCAUCCUGCAGCGAUUCAUCUCGCUUCACUCGACCUCCUCGUCCAUCGUGGCAUCGUCCAGCUCGUCGCAGCUGGGCAGCGAAGGCAAUCUGCUUCAUCCGUUGCAGCGCAAACUGUCCGAACCGAACGGUGGCGGAUCGAUGGGUCACAUCUACAAACAGGGCAGUAUUGAUCUGGGAUCACGCAUCGCGAAUCUGGACUAUGCCGAUCCAAAGACACUUUUCUUUCCACCUUCGUCGACAGCCGGUUCCACUGCGGCCCUUUCGACCGGCACCAACCAGAAUGUUCUCAUCAACCGAGUAUCGAUGCAGUCGGUUUCGAUGGGCCAUGGGCACGGGAACAACGAUCAGCAGCGGGACUCGGUGCUGGCAUCCAGUUCCUCCAAUGAUAGCGUGUGUGAAGAAAUGAGCGCCACAGGCCCACCGGGGUACGAUGAUGACGAGAACUGCUGCUUCUACGAGCGAACCGUAGAGGAAUGUCUCGAGCACGAUUUCCGCGAUUCGGCCGUCUACAGCGGCGAUGACAACGAACGUCAACGGGGAACCAGCGGAGCGGUUGACGACCAACACCUGUACGAGACCCUUUCGCCAGUCGCUUCACCACGUACCAAGCGAAGGCCCAACACUGACGAUCAUCGACCGGUGGUGACGGGCGGAGAGGUUCACCAACGGAUGUCCGGUCCUCCACCACCGAUCCCCGUCAAACCGGCGCAUCUUGGACAAUGCAAACGUCAACAUCCGGCCGCCAUAAUGACGAACUCGAGUGCAACUGCAGCGCCGGCAGCAGCAUCAACAAAGCCGGCCAACAGCCGUGGUUGGGUACUGCAGCAGGUUCGUCGAUUUCAGUAAAAAGGGAAGAUUUCAACAGUGUUGGUGUAGCUGGUGUAUUACAUGUUUUAGUGUAAAAUGCGGUCGUAUUUGUAUUACAUAGAAAGAGUGCGAAAGAGAGCGCGAAAGAGCGACUGCCCAGGAAGCUUCACUUAUUCUUCUGCCGGGCAAAACAUUUCAACCAAUUAAUAACCGCUGCUCUUUCUCGCAAGUUGCCAAAGAAAUGAAAUUUCGAUCAAUGUAAUUGAUGUAAACCAUUCAAUCCCCCUCGUUGCUAUGGGAGCGAACGGUUGCUAGGGAUAUUUGCUAAGCCUAAUGUAAUCCUUCGAUUCGGCUUGCGUGUUUGCGUUUUACGUGUACGAGUGCAAUAACACACAACAACCAACUAGGCGGCGGCGGCGGCUGGUUCUGCGCACAACACAUUCGCGCAGCAAUGUAUUUAUCUGCUGAUUAAUGGAAUUUUAUCAUGGAAAGUAGUUGUUAAACCCGUAAUGUACGCGCGCAAUUAUAGAAUAGCUUUUAUUGCGAUAUUUUAACUGUAAUUUAUUACGUUCAAACAUCACCACCUUCAAAUACUGUAUGCCUUGUAUUUCUACCUGUCCGAUCCGUUUGUCCGAAGGCAACAUCUAGGCAGGAUGCAGCAGCAAAAUAAAUGGCAAAAUGAACUAAACAAUCAAAUAAAAUGGUUGGUA
Anopheles stephensi (Asian malaria mosquito) is the source of this 6451-nucleotide messenger RNA. RefSeq lists its product as uncharacterized. The record is from RefSeq and is a predicted model, not a curated record. Gene Ontology annotation, molecular function: guanyl-nucleotide exchange factor activity. The transcript has 7 exons. Bases 852 to 5780 code for a protein of 1642 amino acids. NCBI's taxonomy places the organism in Eukaryota, Metazoa, Arthropoda, Insecta, Diptera, Culicidae.